This is a messenger RNA of Mercurialis annua (annual mercury), 489 nucleotides long. RefSeq lists its product as uncharacterized. Bases 1 to 489 code for a protein of 162 amino acids. The transcript has a single exon. NCBI's taxonomy places the organism in Eukaryota, Viridiplantae, Streptophyta, Magnoliopsida, Malpighiales, Euphorbiaceae. The record is from RefSeq and is a predicted model, not a curated record.
AUGAAGACAUUAUCAGAGCAUAAGGAAGAAGAUGAUGAUCCCUACCUUGAAAUCCUCAAAGCAGUUGCUCAAGCAUGGCAUGGUCAUUCCGGCACUUCUAGACCAACCAAACCAACCAAUGAGUACGAUGCUCAUCGUCAGAAUUUUCAGACCAAGCCGUCAAGAUUUAAGGUAGAAGCAAUGAACAAGAAAAAAUCAUUGUCAUUAAUGGUUUUGAAUGGGGAAGGUGCUCGCAGUAGUACUAGCAGUGGAGAUUGGGAUUUCAAGCAAUCUUUGCUUGAUUCUUAUGAGAUUGUUUCUAUGGCUAAACGGUUAGAAAGCGGUAUGGUGUUGUUAGAUGAUGAGCCUUUGUCGGGAUUGUUAGAUUAUCGGAGUCGGAGCAGUGUUCGGACAAAGCGAAAAGAGAGUAAGAAUAGUCUUAGAAGUUUGUUUAAUCGUUUGUCAUCAAGGCGAUUCGAAGAGAAUGAUUACCCUCCAAGAGAUAUAUAA